Messenger RNA from Mizuhopecten yessoensis (Yesso scallop), 1583 nucleotides. RefSeq lists its product as uncharacterized. The record is from RefSeq and is a predicted model, not a curated record. Bases 35 to 643 code for a protein of 202 amino acids. The transcript is spliced from 5 exons. NCBI's taxonomy places the organism in Eukaryota, Metazoa, Mollusca, Bivalvia, Pectinida, Pectinidae.
UUUACUUCUUUCGUUUGAAUCUUCAAUAACCACAAUGAAUAUCAGAUUAUUCUUGAUAUUUGUGGUAUUGAUGUGCGCCAUACACCAAGGGCCUGCUGUAUAUCGGGACCUUACGUGCGUGGAGCCCGAGCCAGGAUAUGCCAAAAUAUUGUUUUAUCAUUUCACCGCAAGUGAAAUUGAGAAAGUCUGUCCAACGGUUACCGACCUGACAUGGCGAAUUGGGAAUGAGGCAUUCUGUAAUCUGCUGUGUGUGCUUCUAACUCUGCUGUUGGGCUAUGCGCCGUCGAUCGGAAAAGUCGUCAAAGAGAAAUGGUCAGCCGCCGUGUCAAUGUUCCAAGAAUGGAAAGCUCGUCUUUCCCUCUGUCGUCACUGCGGUACUGCCCCGUGUCAGGUUAAAAGGAGAUCCUUGUGGAAGCCCUCCGGUACUCGAAAGAAAGACAAAGCGAAUUUCGCAAAAAGGUCAAACGCCAUGAUGUUGUUUUACUAUGGACUAGAGUCGUCCAUGGUACUUACCAAAGAGCUGCCAUGGAAUGACCUGUACUUGCAGAGGAAGUUCGUCCAGCAUUUUGAAGAGGAGCAUAUGGUAUUGUUCCCAGUGUGCAUCCAGAGUCAGAUCAACUACUGGUACCCUGUCCCUCGCUAGAUUCGUUGCGCCGUUCAAAGAGAAAACUGAGGAUGGCAGUCGGUGAUGGAAUAGAAGUUUGAUGAUUGACGUACCAGUCUCGUUUUGAUUGUCUUAGUUCUUUUGGGGGUGACCCGAUUGGAAUGCUGUCUGACCUAUGUUACAUAUAUUGUACCCUAUAUUUGUUAAAUUGAAUUGUAACUGUGCGGAUCUUGGCCACUAGUGGUUUCAUGAAUAACUAAACCGAUACCUGAUGAAUUGACCAUUUCGAACUUAGCUAGUGUUGGCCAGCAGUGGUCCAAUUUAUAAAUCUCGAUGGUGUUGAGUUGUCUGAUUGGUCAGUUGCUAACAUUUUUCUUUUGGUCAUUAUGUGAUUUGAGAAGGUGUAGAGCUGGAAUUUGACCUUGUAGCAUUAGUCAGUUUGAAGUCAGUUCAUCUUCUUUUCAUUUUCAUUUUCAUAAGAAAAAAGUGCCUUGCGUUUGUUGAUUAAGUACAUAUGAUCAGUUCUAUCAAUGUUGAUGUCGAUCUGUAAUGGGCCUCUGUAGAUGUUUCUAAUAUUUGUUGUUUUGGUCAUUUGGAUAGUUGAGCUUUCGUUGUAAGCGAUAUUGGUGCUUUAGCGGACAUUUGCCAAAUAUAUAAUUAUAGGUACAAUUAAGUUCAAACCACCAUUGGUUUCACACUAAUUUAACAAGUGCUUGGUAUUUUCUCUAAUCAAAUUGAACUGAUUCUGCAAUGACCACUAAUGGUCCGAGGUGUUGUCGUGGUCAGUUAUACAUUCAGUCAAGCUGACCACUAAUGGUCUGAUGUGUUGUCGUGGUCAGUUAUACAUUCAGUCAAGCUGACCACCAGGUUCUGUAGAAUUACCAACAUGUAAAGUUCUGCUCGUUUUGUAUUGGUCAGUUUUGUUCUGGCGAAUUUUAUGUAGUACAACUAACAAUCAUGUGAUCAAUAACAUAUCCUA